UCAACGACCGAAUCAGAUAAUAAAGCUACCAUACUAGAUUAUCUAAAUGAGGACUGCUGGAUGGCAGUGCUUAGCUAUAUACCUGUUAAAUAUGUCAUACAGUCAGAAAGAGUCAGUCACCGAUGGCAAGAAUUGGUUUUGAAGUAUUUGCGACGUCUCCGAAUUGCUAUUCGGCAUCCUCUGAACUGGUUAUCAUUUUGUGAUGACGACUACGGUUUGAAUGGAGCUUACGGGAAUUAUUAUUUAGGUGAUAAUGAAGUAGUUGUCGUUCUCAAUAAAAGAGCAGCCGAUUAUUUAUCGUUCGCACGUUGGACCAGCAAACUUGGCGCAUCUGUUGUAAGCACUUACUGUACUACCAUUCACAAUAUGGAAACAAUAGGAGAAAACUGUCCUAAUCUUGAAACUCUCGAGAUAUUCCGAGAAUCAGAAGAAAACUUACCAACCAUUCAUCAUGAAAAACUUCAAGUGGUUACGGAGACUAUAUUUCAAAAAAUAUAAUUGUGUCUCAGACGUAUAUAUCAGUAGUUUUAUAGCAAACAAUUCCGUGUUAGAAGAAUUGGAAAUAAACAAUAAUGAAAUCGUGACUGGUAAAUGUUUGCUCAACAUCAAAUCGGCAGCGUUGAAAUCCCUGAUGUUCAAUAAAUGUAGAAAAUUGAAAAUGUGCAAUUUGCUCGCCACUGCUAGCCGUCACAAUCUGACAAAGCUGGAGUUCAUUGAUGUUCCUUAUAAUAUAUAUGAAGAUAUACAUUUAAUCCUGAAUAAAUUGCCAAAUUUAGAGCGUGUAUUAGAUGAAGUUAUAAAUUGCGAUCAUUUUUUCGAAGCUGUUUGUCGUCUGAGCAAGUUGAAGUUUCUUGUUGUAAUGUAUGAGGCGACGGAUACGAAUUUGGAAGACGUGACGAGGUGCUGUAAGGAUUUAACAAUUUUGGAGCUCGGAGAUUGUCCUACCGUGUCAUCUCGUGGAAUGGGGGCGGUGAUCCGUAACGUGGGAGCGCGUAUCACCAGGCUGGGCAUACCCAAGAGCGAAUAUCUGGAGGAUGACGAUGUGAUUGCCUGCGUACGCGAAUGCCCUAAUCUCAUGUUCUUGGACUUGAGUGGGUGCUUGCGUCUGAGAGAGGGUAUGCUGCGUGGGGCUGAUGAAGCACGACACCUCAUGCGCGCCCAGCGUUCGCUGAAACUGGUCGUUGAAGAUACAUUCCUGCAUUUUGAUGAAGAUACGGUAUUUUAUCAAGUUAUUUUAUGUUAUCAAGCAGUAACAGGGUUGGGCAGUAUUUCAAUUACAUGUAUUUGA
This is a messenger RNA of Cydia splendana, 1288 nucleotides long. RefSeq lists its product as uncharacterized. Lineage: Eukaryota; Metazoa; Arthropoda; Insecta; Lepidoptera; Tortricidae. The transcript is spliced from 6 exons. The coding region runs from base 452 to 1288 and encodes 278 amino acids. The record is from RefSeq and is a predicted model, not a curated record.